AUGCCCAGAGAAAUCAUCACAAUCCAAGCAGGCCAAUGCGGCAACAACGUCGGCAGCCAGUUCUGGCAACAGCUGUGUCUCGAACAUGGCAUAAACCAGGAUGGGAAUUUGGAGGAGUUCGCAACUGAGGGCGGAGAUCGCAAAGAUGUUUUUUUCUACCAGAGUGAUGACACAAGGUAUAUUCCUCGAGCGAUUCUGCUCGAUCUCGAGCCUAGGGUGAUCAAUGGCAUUCAAACCGGACCCUAUCGAAAUAUCUACAAUCCCGAGAAUUUCUUCAUAGACCCCCAGGGAAGCGGAGCAGGAAAUAACUGGGCUGCGGGAUAUGCGCAGGGUGAACACGUGCACGAGGAGAUCUUUGACAUGAUUGACCGGGAAGCUGAUGGCAGUGAUUCGCUGGAGGGUUUCAUGUUACUGCACUCUAUCGCGGGAGGGACGGGCUCCGGCCUGGGAAGCUACAUGCUCGAACGGAUGAAUGAUCGAUUUCCUAAGAAACUUAUACACACAUACUCGGUGUUUCCAGAUGGACAGGCGGCAGAUGUCGUUGUCAACCCGUACAACAGUCUCUUGACGAUGCGGCGAUUGACGCAAGAUGCUGACUCUGUUGUCGUACUGGACAAUGGCGCUCUAUCGAGAAUUGUUGCCGAUAGAAUGCAUGUGCAGGAGCCGUCGUUUCAACAGACAAACCAAUUGGUUUCAACGGUCAUGUCAGCGUCAACAACUACACUUCGCUACCCUGGCUACAUGCACAACGAUCUCGUCGGCAUCAUCGCCUCUCUCAUACCCACACCCCGCGCACACUUCCUCGUCACAUCAUUCACACCAUUCACAAGCGAUAACAUCGAGCAAGCAAAGACGGUGCGAAAAACUACAGUCCUUGACGUCAUGCGACGGCUCCUCCAGCCCAAAAACCGCAUGGUCUCAGUCACACCGAGCAAAUCGAGCUGCUACAUAAGCAUUCUAAACAUCAUCCAGGGCGAAGCAGACCCGACAGAUGUGCACAAAUCGUUAUUGCGAAUCCGUGAACGGCGUCUGGCCUCGUUCAUUCCCUGGGGCCCUGCCAGUAUACAGGUUGCGCUGACUAAGAAAUCGCCUUAUAUUCAACAUACGCACCGCGUCAGUGGGCUGAUGCUUGCUAACCACACAUCGGUUGCGACGUUGUUCAAACGCAUUGUGCAGCAGUAUGAUAGACUGAGGAAGCGAAAUGCCUUCCUGGAUCAGUAUAAGAAAGAAGCGCCCUUUUCGGAAGGACUGGGUGAGUUUGAUGAGGCCAAGGCUGUUGUGGUUGAUUUGAUUAAGGAGUAUGAGGCUGCAGAGAGGGACGAUUAUUUAAAUCCGGAUGCUGGACAGAAGGAGAACGCUGCAUAA
This is a messenger RNA of Talaromyces atroroseus, 1365 nucleotides long. Its product is annotated as Tubulin gamma chain. Gene Ontology annotation, biological process: meiotic spindle organization; microtubule nucleation; mitotic spindle organization. The record is from RefSeq and is a predicted model, not a curated record. The transcript is spliced from 7 exons. Gene Ontology annotation, cellular component: centrosome; gamma-tubulin complex; spindle. Bases 1 to 1365 code for a protein of 454 amino acids. Gene Ontology annotation, molecular function: GTP binding; structural constituent of cytoskeleton. NCBI's taxonomy places the organism in Eukaryota, Fungi, Ascomycota, Eurotiomycetes, Eurotiales, Trichocomaceae.